Thalassophryne amazonica is the source of this 572-nucleotide messenger RNA. Its product is annotated as gamma-crystallin M2-like. Gene Ontology annotation, biological process: visual perception; lens development in camera-type eye. Gene Ontology annotation, molecular function: structural constituent of eye lens. The coding region runs from base 45 to 572 and encodes 175 amino acids. NCBI's taxonomy places the organism in Eukaryota, Metazoa, Chordata, Actinopteri, Batrachoidiformes, Batrachoididae. The transcript has 3 exons. The record is from RefSeq and is a predicted model, not a curated record.
AGAACAUCUACUGAGCAUCCGUGUGACCCUUCACUGAUACGAGAAUGGGGAAGAUCAUAUUCUACGAGGACAGAAACUUCCAGGGUCGGCACCAUGAGUGCAUGAGUGACUGCGCUGACUUGCACCCCUACUUCAAUCGCUGCAAUUCCAUCCGGGUGGAGAGCGGCUGCUUCAUGGUGUAUGAGCGGCCUCAGUACCUGGGCCACCAGUAUUUCCUCCGCAGGGGGGAAUACUCUGACAACCAGCAUAUGAUCGGCAUCAACGAUUGCAUCCGCUCCUGUCGCAUGAUUCCCACGUACCGCGGUUCCUACAAAAUAAGGUUGUAUGAAAGAUCAGAUAUCGGAGGCCAGAUGCAGGAGGUGAGCGAUGAUUGCCCCAACAUUCAGGACCACCUUCAUAUGUCUGACGUUAACUCAUGCAGUGUGGUCGAUGGCCACUGGCUGCUGUACGAGCAGCCCAUCUACAAGGGAAGAACCUACUAUGUGAGACCCGGAGAAUACCGAAGAUACAGUGACUGGGGCGGUGCCAGUGCAAGGAUUGGCUCACUCAGACGAAUCACCGACUUCAACUAA